AGUACCAGGUACCAGGGCCGCAGGUAGCAAGGCCUAGCGUGUUGCCUGGUGCUGUCAUCGUUGUUUACUGCCUGUGGGUGGAGAGAGACAUACAACAGGAGAUAGAUAGUAUCAAAGAUGCGGCGCUCCGUGGUUUUAGCUUGUAUCGCGCUGACCCCAGGCGUAGCGUUCAAUCCAAAUAAUCAAGCGCGGUUGCGCAUGCAGCAGGGCUUUGGAAAGCAAUCACAGAGCAAGACUCCAGCAAAGCUCAAGACGCCAGCAAAGGCACCACCCCCGGCCGUUCCGAAACAGACCCCUGUGAGAGCAGGAGAACUGCCGGAGGAUGCCUUCUCGCAGUUUCCGCCUUUGACCCAAGAGCAGAAGCAAACCCUCGAGAAAGCUCCAGGGGGCAAGGCAACGGACUUCCCUGUCGAGGUGGCGGAUCGGAUUAGAGAACGACACGGCUUUGAGCACUUCGACGAAAAGUUGUUCCCGGGCAUCCGUCUUCUACACGCGGACCCCGUUGUAUUUGAAGUGGAGGGAUUUUUCACACCUCAAGAGUGCGAUGCGUACAUCGCGAUGUCCACGUUGAAAAAAUCGGGGCGGCGAAAAGGAGGCCUCGUGCCUACGGAGCUGCAGAGCGCAACUACUAGCUCUCAAUUCCAGCAGCAGCGGACGUCAACCACUUGGUUUCACCAUUACGCGUCGGCCCCAGAGCUGGUGGCGAAGGCAUCGUUGCUCUUGGGUGUAGACGACUACUGCAAGUGGGAAGAGCCUCAGACUGUUCGAUACCGACCAGGCGAGAGAUUCAAUUGGCACCUGGAUGCGCUCCCUCCCAGCGAAUGCGGAGCGAGCAAGGGGGGUCAACGAACAGCUACGGUCCUUGUGUACUUGACAAAUAUGCACGCAAACGGCGGAGGGGCGACGGCAUUUCGUGAUCUGGGGCCUCUUCGUGUUCGACCCAAGAAGGGGAAAUGCUUGGUGUUCUUCCCCUCGUUUGGGGGGGAGGCUGGCAGCCCCUUCGACAGCAGGGUUCUACACGCGGGGGAGGUUGUAGGCCAAGGCAACAAGGCCAAAGAGAAGUACAUUGCGCAGCUCUGGUGUCACAAGAAACCGUACCCGCCGUCGGUGCCCGAGGGAUCUUCCCACGAGGCAGCCGAGAAGCCGAUUGUCGACUACGUACGGCGUUUUGCGGAGGCAGGAGUGAGCCUGGAGUGAUGCUGCUGCGCACUGGGCCCCCUGUGUAGCGUUUGAUGUUCAAGUGACUUGAUGGAGCAGAGUUGGUAGCGUACAGGGGUACAGCACGUUGUGUCGUUCGUGUUCGUUG
Molecule: messenger RNA, 1306 nt
Organism: Ectocarpus siliculosus
Lineage: Eukaryota; Phaeophyceae; Ectocarpales; Ectocarpaceae
Source: the annotation of a GenBank genome assembly